GCCGAGCUCUCCAGUCCGCCAGCAAUCCGCAAUUGCAUCACCCUUGCAGCCCAUCCUGCGAGCCGCGCGAAGGCUGCCGUGUGAUCCAUACUACACAGAAACAAUAAAUAGUCUGCAAACAAAGCGAGGCCAGGAGAGUGAUCAAUCAGAGAACAAGUAGGCUGGGUUUACAAUUCGGUUUGUCAAAGAUAAGGAUUCAGCAGAUUAUUAUAAAAGCACGUGAGAGACUAAUCUGUUGCCUUGUUGUUUCAAAUGGCAGCAAAGAUGUGGGUCUUGCUGCUACUGGUGGCUGUGACAUCGGCUUUUCCUGAAGCUUCAGUUCACAAAUUUGAAGGGGAGAAAGUUUUUCGUGUAAUACCUCACAAUGAACAACAUGUAGAGGUCCUCAAAUACUUGGCCAGCAAUAUGCAGGUUGAUUUCUGGCGCCCAGACUCUGUUGCACAAGUGAAAAUGGAAACAACUGUUGACUUCCGAGUUGAAGCUGACAUAUGUUCUGAAGUCGAGAGCCUCCUUCAGCAGAGUGAAAUGGACUAUAAAAUUUUGAUUGACAACCUUCAGGCCGCACUUGAUGGGCAGUUUGACAAUCAUGUUCGGUCCACUGGACACGAGUACGAAAAAUAUAACAAAUGGGAAAUGAUAGAGGCUUGGACAGAAGAUAUUGCAAAGCAGAACCCAGUUCUUGUCUCCCGAUCACAGAUAGGAACAACCUUUGAGGGACGCCCAAUGUACCUCCUGAAGGUUGGCAAGCCUGGCAUAAAUAAAAAAGCCAUCUUUAUGGAUUGUGGCUUCCAUGCCAGAGAAUGGAUCUCACCUGCAUUCUGCCAGUGGUUUGUGAGAGAGGCUGUUCGAACCUAUGGGAAAGAAACCACCAUGAGUUUGCUUCUGGACCGCUUGGACUUCUAUGUCUUGCCUGUCUUGAAUAUUGAUGGCUAUGUCUAUACCUGGAGUAAGUCUCGCAUGUGGAGGAAGACUCGUUCUACAAAUCCUGGCAGUAGCUGCAUCGGUACUGAUCCAAACAGAAAUUUUGAUGCUGGGUGGUGCACUGUAGGUGCCUCCAAAAGACCCUGUGAUGACACUUAUUGUGGCAGUGCCCCUGAAUCGGAGAAAGAGACCAAAGCCUUGGCUGAUUUCAUUCGUCAUCACCUCUCAACUAUCAGGGCUUAUUUGACCAUUCAUUCUUAUUCCCAAAUGCUACUUUAUCCAUAUUCCUAUUCAUAUGAUGUAACAAAGAACAAUGUGGAAUUGAAUACCCUUGCUAAAGGUACCAUUAAAGAACUAGCUACAUUGCAUGGCACAAAAUACACAUAUGGACCAGGAGCUUCAACUAUAUACCCUGCUGCUGGUGGUUCUGAUGACUGGGCUUAUGAUGAGGGCAUCAAGUAUUCCUUCACCUUUGAACUCCGUGACACAGGCCGAUAUGGUUUUGCUCUUCCUGAAUCUCAGAUAAAGCCAACCUGUGAAGAAACCCUGAUUGCUGUUAAACACAUUGCUCUCUAUGUCCUUGAACAUGAGUACUGAAAAUAGCACUCCAGGACCAUUAAAG
Rhineura floridana is the source of this 1543-nucleotide messenger RNA. Its product is annotated as carboxypeptidase B-like. The coding region runs from base 253 to 1518 and encodes 421 amino acids. The record is from RefSeq and is a predicted model, not a curated record. Lineage: Eukaryota; Metazoa; Chordata; Lepidosauria; Squamata; Rhineuridae. Gene Ontology annotation, molecular function: metallocarboxypeptidase activity; zinc ion binding. The transcript has 12 exons. Gene Ontology annotation, biological process: proteolysis.